AUGUCUUCGCAACAAGCUUCAUGGCAGGAAGAAUGGUACCGAGUCUAUAAACCGGAACUCGACACGGCAGCAUUCGAUCCUCUCGAUCCUGUCAAACGAUACCACGAAGGCAUCUUUGUCGAACUAAACGCAGUUACCGGGAGUGGAACUUUGUUCCACGUAACCGGUGACGUUAUAGGGGCUAAUGGCAUGAGGUACGAGGAGAGAGAGAACGUUAUUGAAAAGGAUUCCAUACAUUUGCACGCCUUCCCGCAGGUCGGAUGGGUUCUGAAGGCGGAUUUCGAGUCGGGAAGAAUUAGCACUAUAUUGCAGGCCUUACCAAGGCCGACCAAACAGCAAGGCAUAAAUUUCUGGGAAGUAGACCCUAUUACAGGGCGUCAUGAGAUAAUUUGGACGAGGCAGGAUGGGGAGCGCUACGGGCCUGGCGAGCAGCAACGUCCCAUCUUCAAGUGUAACGAAUGGACGCACCAGUACGCAAUUCCAGCAUUGCGUGAUGCAGGGAUUUUGCACGAUUCGGCUUCAGUUAGUUAG
Molecule: messenger RNA, 531 nt
Organism: Arthroderma uncinatum
Lineage: Eukaryota; Fungi; Ascomycota; Eurotiomycetes; Onygenales; Arthrodermataceae
Exons: 1
Coding region: 1-531 (176 amino acids)
Source: RefSeq, a predicted model, not a curated record